This is a messenger RNA of Vicia villosa (hairy vetch), 1084 nucleotides long. Its product is annotated as vacuolar iron transporter homolog 1-like. The coding region runs from base 99 to 809 and encodes 236 amino acids. Gene Ontology annotation, cellular component: membrane. The record is from RefSeq and is a predicted model, not a curated record. The transcript has a single exon. Lineage: Eukaryota; Viridiplantae; Streptophyta; Magnoliopsida; Fabales; Fabaceae. Gene Ontology annotation, biological process: intracellular manganese ion homeostasis. Gene Ontology annotation, molecular function: manganese ion transmembrane transporter activity; iron ion transmembrane transporter activity.
CUCAAGAUUUAUCCCUCAGAACUGAACUUCUAAUCACUUGUUCAAACUUUAUCUCAUUUUUCUUCUUUUCCUUAUUUUCUUGGUUGUUUUUGUUACCAAUGGCUGUUGGUACAAUAUGUGAUUCUGAAUCACUCAACCAUGUAGCCACAAAUCCAAAUCUUCCAAAAGAAAUAGAUGAAAAGAAAAUCCAAGUCACUGAAAAUAAUAACCACAACACUGAUAUUAAUUAUUGGCAAAGGGCUCAAUGGCUUCGCGCCGCGGUAUUAGGAGCUAACGACGGAUUAGUUUCGGUUGCAUCACUAAUGAUGGGCGUAGGUGCGGUUAAAAAAGACAUCACAGCAAUGUUGGUAGCGGGCUUUGCAGGACUAGUCGCUGGAGCGUGUGGUAUGGGAAUAGGAGAAUUUGUUUCUGUUUACACACAAUAUGAAGUUGAAGUAGGUCAAAUGAUGAGAGAGAUAGGAACAAGUGAUAGAUCAGAGAAAAAGCUUGAGAAUGAGUUGGAGAAGAGAAAAUCAUUGCCUAAUCCAAUGCAAGCUGCUUCAGCUUCUGCGUUUUCGUUCUCGAUUGGUGGUUUGGUUCCUUUGCUUUGUGGUUCAUUUAUAAGUGAUUAUAAGAUUAGGCUUAUUGUGAUGGUUGCUAUAUCAAGUUUUGCUUUGGUGGUUUUUGGAAGAGUUGGUGCUGAGCUUGGUAAGACACCAAAGUUGAAAACUUCUAUUAGGUUUCUUCUUGGUGGAUGGAUGGCUAUGGCUAUCACUUUUGGGUUAACUAAAUUACUUGCACAUUGUAGUGGUUUGGAUUUGGAUAUCUGAAUCAUGAUGUUUAUCAUUUUUAAUUUAUUGUUUAUCGAGUAAAAAUUUAAACGAGUCUCCGAGGAAAAAAUACGGAGACCUAUUUGAUUUUUUAAAAUCGAAAAGUAUUAAUUGAAUCGUCCAAAAUAUUAAAUGAUUGUAGAAUUAAUCUUCAAUUGAGAUUAAAUGUUAUUUACAUAAUCUAAAAGAAGAUUAAUUUGAUGGUCAUUUGAAAUUCUUGAUGAUGAUGUUACUAUUUUUUAAUUUUAAGAUAUAAAAUCUUUACUCUUGUCUUA